Corticium candelabrum is the source of this 1578-nucleotide messenger RNA. Its product is annotated as G-protein coupled receptor 157-like. Gene Ontology annotation, cellular component: plasma membrane. Gene Ontology annotation, molecular function: G protein-coupled receptor activity. The record is from RefSeq and is a predicted model, not a curated record. Bases 68 to 1390 code for a protein of 440 amino acids. Gene Ontology annotation, biological process: adenylate cyclase-activating G protein-coupled receptor signaling pathway; cell surface receptor signaling pathway. The transcript is spliced from 5 exons. Lineage: Eukaryota; Metazoa; Porifera; Homoscleromorpha; Homosclerophorida; Plakinidae.
CGAAAAUUGGCGCAAGAGUCCAAGACUACAAUUAAUUAACGGGCAUAUAAAUUCGCAUGAUCUGACGAUGAGGUCGUGUACUGUACAGCAAGUUUCUUAUCCGGGAAAUCUAUUCAAUUGUGCAACCGUAGAAUCCAUGGUCGGGCUGCGGGCGACGUCAUUUCUCUUUCCAACUGGCGACGAUGGCCUCUCCAACUCCUCAUCAAACGUCACAGCUGACACCAUGCAAACCGCUAGGCCGCCAUGGGUCGCCAACGAUGCCUACAAGCCAUAUUUCCAAGUAUCCUGUGCCGCAUCCAUGUUCGGCUCUGUAGUCAUCAUCCUCACCUAUCUUCUCUUCAGAGAUCUUCGCACGACGUCGCGCCUUCUUCUCGUCUUUCUCUCUCUCAUGGAUUUUGGUACGGCUCUUUCUAACUCGAUCGGAAUGGUUGCUGGAUUCAAAGAGACAACAACCGGCUGUCAAGUGCAGGCAGCGUUUGCAAUCUUCUGUAGUCUGAGUUCCUACUUCUGGACGGCAGCUAUUGCACUUUAUCUCUAUUUCACAAUUGUUCGUGAUCAGCAGUUUGUUGCAAAGAAAUUGGUUAAAGUGUUUCAUGUUGUUGCCUGGGGAAUACCCUUGAUUAUUGUAUCAGUCGCUGGUGGUCUGGACGUGCUUGGUCUCGAUGUUACUGAUCCUUUGGAACAUUCGAAGGAGAUGACGGUGUCACUCACUGGAGGAUGGUGCUUCAUCAGAAGUCCUGCCAAUCAGUCGGUUUUUAGUAGUAAUGGAUCGCUGAAUUUUGUAUCUCAGUCACCAGAGUGGUUUUCGGAUGUUUGGUUUGAUUUUUGGGUAAUGAUGGCUUCUGUGGCAUGGCAGAUCGCAACGUUCUUCUUCUGUGUUAUCAUAUACCUACUCAUUAAGAUACACAUUUACAAAGAAAAACAUCGAUCAAGCCAAGUGUUUGUAACUCAUAGAUUAUUGAGAACUGCCGACAGUGUCGAUAGAAAACUGACAUUUAUACCCAUCGUGUUCUUUCUGCUCUACAUAUGUGCAGUUAUCAGAUCAUUUGGAAGGAUUUUUCAUAGCCAUCAUAUCAUAUACAAUAAACCAUUGAUCGUAUUGCAGGGUAUCUUUGACUCUCUGCAAGGUGCUGCAAAUUGUGUGAUUUUCUGUUUGUUCACGAAAGCUGUUCGAAAUCGCAUUGCAGCUUGCAUUUGUUCAUAUUGCCCGCGAUCAAGUCAUCACUCUAGACAACAAAGGGGUGUGAAUGUUAAUCAGUCACAUCGGGUGGUUACAAGUGAAUACUUUAAUGAGCCGAUGUUUGAUCGAAAGAAGAGUGCUGAUUGGCCAGAUUGUCGUGGAUAUUCUGGUAAUUCUGAAGUAACGCCUCUCGUUCAUGAUGUCAGAUGAAUUAUAGUCGACGAGAGUGGUUUUACGUAGUGAUUACCGUUGCCAUAUUUUAUAUGUGACAAUACUGACAGAGAAGUUUAUUUGCGCUGUUAGUGUGAUAGAGGUUUUCUAUUCUAGGACUGUGGUGGGUAGAACACAAUAAGCAUGGCAUUUGUAUGUCUAGUCUGAGGUUCAGAGAAUGGCAGUUA